AUGUACUUCAAGAGAAUAUUUCUCGCCUCUGCGACAUGCGUUUGGCUUGCAACCGCAGUUGGCCUAGUCUUGUUCACAACGGUCGGAAUAGCUCCAACUGUCUACAAUGCCGUGGCUGAUGAGAGCCUCAACAUGGCCGGGAAUGGUGCAGCCGCCCUGACUGCCUUCAGCCUGGCAUGUGCCUUCGUGCUAGACUUCUACCUUAUGCCGCCUGUGCUUCAAGUGUUCUUAGCGGUGGUCUUCGCAGGUUUGGCUUUUGCCACAGCCGUGCUCAAGGCGAUUGCCUACCCGUACGCGCCCGGUCUUCUCUGCAUCGGGCUGCCGCUGGCCUACCUGGGCUUCCUGCGGGUGCGCGUCUUUCCGCCCUCGAGGGUUUCUGGCACCGAGUUUCUUCGGCCACUGUCAGCAACGUUUGGUGCCACUUGCGUGGGAGUUGUCGUAGUUUGGUGCGCUUGGAUCUUCUUGACGGACCGUGGCUGGUCGACGGAGACAAAGAUAUGGCUCACCGAGCAGAACAGCGAGGUUUUCAGCUACCUCUGGCACAACGGUACUACACCGUUGGUCUACACGACCCACUGUGGUAGCGGAAGCGAUACAUCAUGGUUUAGCUUGUCAGAGCAGACCGCUAUUCAAGCAGCCUGCACGAAGGCCGCGAAUGUAUGGUUCCUGCAGUGGGCCGGACCAUUCGCGAUUAUUUUGUGCAGUGGAGUCGAAGCGGCCCUUGCCUUCAUCUUCGCGCAGGUGUCACGGAAGCUGGUCCGUGGCAAUCCCGCUGAAGACGCCGAUGACGUGGAUGGUGUGGCCUAUCUGAAGCAGGUGCUGAAAGGAUGUCUGCUGAUGAUCGUGAUGGUUCUUGCAGCUAUGUAUGCUGCUGCAACAUAUGUGUCGGGAUCUGCUGUGGCGCUGAGUUCGGCCAUUUUCUGCUUGGGAGCACUGACGAUGGCGGCCACAGUCGGAUGGAUGUACGCGGAGAUCGACCACACAAAGCUCAAGCGCUUGGCCACGGAGGGGCGCAUGGCCGCCAGCAUCCUCAAGAUCAUGAAGUCGGACUGGGUGCGAGCAAUGGCUGUUGGAGGUCUCACCGUCUUCAUCCCGCUGCUGGCUGCGCUGGACAUGAUCCGGCAAUCCAUGAGAAAACUGCGAGGCACUGUUCAAGGAGGUGAUGGAGCCCAAAAUGACAGGUUCACGCCGACAGGCCGCAAGGUCGUCGAUGAAUGUAGUACCUGGAACUGGUGCGGAAUCCUCCAGAAGGUCAUUUUGUUGGGUGAGCUGGUAAUAGCCAUCAUCCUUGGCAUGAAGGCCACCUACGUGUUCUUCUCAUGGCUGAACACGACACUUUAUGUUGCGAACUUCGACUUCUGGGUGCUGACAGCAAUGGUGUUCGGCAUCGGCCUUGCCAUGUUCAUGUGCCCGAUCGUUCCGGGAAGUGCUGUCUAUCUUUUCGCUGGUGUUGUUCUCGGAGCACAAUCUCAGCUCGAGGGUCGGCCUGGAUUUGCUAUUGGUAUUACAGCUGGCGUUGUGGCGAGCUCUAUAGCCAAGCACAUUGCGUGUGUUGGCCAGUACAUGAUCGGCUACUAUGCUGGCAAGCUGGUGAAGGUCCAGCAGAUGGUGGGUGUCGAUCAGGUGCCGGCUCGUGCUACCGAAAAGAUUCUGAAGACACCGGGCUUGGGCUUGGGCAAGGUCUGCAUCCUCAUCGCAGGCCCAGACUUCCCGACAAGCGUUCUUUGUGGCAUUCUGAAGCUGAACAUUCCUCAGAUGCUGCUGGGGACCACACCCAUCGUCUUGGUCAGUAUCAUUCCGCAAGUCGCUACCGGAGCUCUCUUGACGUACAAUCCGGAUGCCGAGAGCGAGAGCAAUAUACAAUCACUGGUGUCCGGUGCGGUCACCGGGUUUGCAGCGGCCAUCCAGGCCUCAGCGGUUCUCUUGUUCACCUGGCGCAUCAUGAAGACGGUCGAGCAGGAUGGCGACGAGCUGGCCAAGCCGCGGCCAGAGCACGAAGCCGUUGCAAAGCUGACUGCGAAGGAAGCAGAAUACACUGCUGCGUUCAAGCAGGUCUCGCAGUGGCAGGUCAUGACAUGCACGCAGCUGUCGACGCUGCUGCUUGCGGUGGCCUCGAUCGUCUCUUCUGGCUUUGUCAUCGCGGCAGAUUUCAUGAUUGCAGACAAGUUCUGCUUUCGGAACUUUUCCAUCACGAAUAAGAUCAGUGACCCAAUAGAUCUUGGAGGCUUGGACAACAGCGCUUGGAAUAUCGUAAUAGUGCCGAUUGGGUGGCUCGCACUGGCUGUUGCAGUUCUUGGCGUGGCCUGCCAGAUUAUCUUUGGCAUCAUCAUCGCACGAGCCACGCGAGCUUUCAUGAAGGAGAAUGGCGGUUCCGCGCCGGCUCCAUGCAUAGUAGGACGCGAACAAGAGGGACAAGAAAAGGUGGCAAGGGAAGAUGAAGUGGUUGUGGAGCCACAGGGUUGCAUGAAGUGCUCUUGCUCAGCUGCCGUGGCGGUUUUGUUACGUUGUUUUGGCUGCAAUUCCAAGUCUUCCUGA
Messenger RNA from Symbiodinium sp. CCMP2592, 2535 nucleotides. The record is from the annotation of a GenBank genome assembly. Lineage: Eukaryota; Dinophyceae; Suessiales; Symbiodiniaceae.